CUCAAGUCUGUAAUAAACUCCCUUUUGUGUUUGCAUCGGCUGUCUUUGGGUUCUUGGAGGCUAUGCUCGCUGAGUCUGCUGACCUUGGGCACAACAGGCCCCUCCCUGUCCUCCCAGCCCCCACCUCAUGCCCCCUGAGUCUUGGCCCUUCUCCUCCCGGCACCCCUUAACUCUCUCAGGAGCCCCCUCAUCCCUGUCCCCUUCCGCCCUGUCUCCCAGAGACCCGCAGGAGGAGGGUCAGCCCGGGUCUCCCCUCCAGCCCCCAGGCUCCCACUCCCUGAGGUAUUUCUCCACCGUGAUGUCCCGGCCCAGGCCCGGGGAGCCCGGCUUCAUCGCCGUGGGCUCCGUGGAUGACACACAGUUUGUGUGGUUUGACAGUGACUCUCCGGGUCCGAGGAUGGAGACGCGGCUGCCCUGGAUGGAGCAGGAGGGGCUGGAGCACUGGGAGGGGGAGACGCAGAGAGCAAAGGGCAAAGCACAGACAUUCCAAGAGAACCUUCUCGACCUGCACGGCCGCUACAACGGGGAGAGGCCGGGCUCUCACACCCUCCAGGAGAUGUCUGGCUGUGACGUGGGGCCUGACGGGCGCCUCCUCCACGGAUACAGUCAGUCCGCCCAUGAUGGCACCGAUUACUUGGCCCUGAACGGGGACCUGUGCUCCUGGACCGCUGCGGACACCGCCACUCAGAUCUCCCCGCGCAAUUGGGAGGUGGGUGAAGAGGCAGAGUGCUGGAGGCACUACUGGAGGAAACGUCCUUGUAGUGUCCUGGAGACACUGUGCAGAUACCUGGAAAACGGGAAGGAGACGCUGCAGCGCUCAGGUAAGAGGGACCUCAAGGUCUCUUACCUUUCCUCUGGCUGGCACCCGUGGGUAGGGUCAAAAAACUAAGCUUUUUCGGUCGGAGAGGGAGGAGUCCCCCUGGGUUCCAUGUUCUAUACUAGAGAAAAUCACCCAGAGGACCCUACUUUUUCAGGACAGUUAAGGAAUCCAGAUUCUCCUGACAUGGUGGUGGUGUAGAAAUAAAUUCUAGCCUUUUACCCAGGCAGAGGAAGAACAAGCAGUACUUCAGGAAUGGUGAGGUUGGGAGAAGCUUUAUUACUCAUGCAUGAGGUCCCAGACCUGGGGAACCCCAUAAGGUCUGAGCACCGAUUUAAAGACCAAGGGUUCCUUUUAUACACAACUAUCUCCAUGUCUGUUAUAUUGAUAACAUCAUGUUUCAGCAGCCACAACCAUUUGCGGCAAAGUCCCCAGACAAGAGGGACAAGCAAGGGGGAAAAGACACAGGCAUUCGGGGAUGGCCUUGGAGAGACAGACCAGCUGGUUGGCUGCCCAACCUUGUAGAUAAGAGUGCUGAGGCCCUGGCCAUGAAUCUUGAAAGGGAAGGAGCUGUAAGUCAGCCAACUUUUUGAUUAUGCCUGCAUUGGAAUGUUCAUUGCACCUGGGCUGGAAGUUCUGCUAGAAUCUUUAUUAUAUUCAUUUGCUCAAUAAUAUAUUUUCUCAUCAUUCCCCCCUUUGAUGCCCUUGUGAGUUAAAUUUCACACAGGGCAUCACCUAUAUACCUUUUUUUUUUUUAAAGAGAACCCUAAUUAUUACCCAGCACCAUUAUGAGGUGAGAGUCACCAGAAUCCCGGGGAGGAGCAAUCUUACAUGGUUGGCUGCUUCAGGGCCUCUUCCCUGCCAUACAAAUACCUCCUUGGGCAGUGAUGAGCAGGCCCACUAUUCUUUGCCAGACCUGGGGCACUACAGAUGCUGACUCAGUUGGCAUUGGAGGGCUAGGGCUGAUCUAAUGAGAGCAUAAAAAUUUGACUUGGGGCCUCCCUGGUGGCACAGGCAGUUGAGCGCCGCACUGUGAAGCUGUCCGCAGCCUCUGCAGUGCAGGUUCGAUCCCGGCUGGCUGGCAAGAAUCCCAUGUGGUGAAGCAGACCUCUCCUGUCUGUCCCUCUGCUCCCCUCAGCAGUAUAUUUUAUCAGUCUGCCUGUUCUGUUCCCUGCUCUGUCUCUGGUGAAUCCUCUCACCCUCCCGUGUAUCUGGACUAUA
Molecule: messenger RNA, 2038 nt
Organism: Talpa occidentalis (Iberian mole)
Lineage: Eukaryota; Metazoa; Chordata; Mammalia; Eulipotyphla; Talpidae
Product: class I histocompatibility antigen, Gogo-B*0101 alpha chain-like
Exons: 3
Coding region: 128-889 (253 amino acids)
Biological process (GO): antigen processing and presentation of endogenous peptide antigen via MHC class I via ER pathway, TAP-independent; positive regulation of T cell mediated cytotoxicity; antigen processing and presentation of endogenous peptide antigen via MHC class Ib
Cellular component (GO): external side of plasma membrane
Molecular function (GO): signaling receptor binding; peptide antigen binding
Source: RefSeq, a predicted model, not a curated record